Molecule: messenger RNA, 1134 nt
Organism: Papaver somniferum (opium poppy)
Lineage: Eukaryota; Viridiplantae; Streptophyta; Magnoliopsida; Ranunculales; Papaveraceae
Exons: 3
Coding region: 151-543 (130 amino acids)
Source: RefSeq, a predicted model, not a curated record
CUGAAUUUUUCUUGCCAGCAAAAAGAUUCUGAGAUUACUCUUCCAACUUUUCAUUUUUUUUGUUCGACAAACCUAAGAGGAGGAGAAGAAGAAAGCAUCAAAUUCAUCUCUAAAUUCAUAAGAAGUAGAAGACCUCCAAACAAAGAAUGGAUGGGUGCAGAGAGGCAGUCACCUGAAUUUUUGGAAGGAGUUCAAUGCUUUAUCAGGUUCACAAAAGAUACUCUAUGGGCAGAUAGAUUAUUUCUCUGCCCGUGCUCGAAAUGUCUGUUUGCGUAUUCAAUAGGUUUGUUGAUGUUUCGGAUGACUGAAGGAAGUACGACCACUCUUUGUCCGAGGGGAAACAGCCCCCCAUUGAACUGGUCUCCCUCAUCUCCUAGACGCAGCCCCAUAUUGUCUGAAUCAAGUCAUGAUGAACGUAGCUUAGGGAGCCAACCGGAUGGAACUGUAUUAAUCGAUGACUCACACCUUGCUCUUAAUUCACCAGAUAAUGAAAUGAGAACAUUCAUGAAAUUUAUUGAUGAACUUAGCUUAGGGUUUGCAUGAUACUCGAUAAAUUUCAUGAAUGUUCUCAAUUUCAUUAUGUGGUAAUGUUAGAUAUUUGUUAUUGAAAUUCCUAGUUUUGAAGUUGUAUAAUCUGCAAUUUAUUCAUUCCUUGUAAGUUUUGGUCCUUCACAUACAUUCUUUUCCAAAUCACGUAUGAUUGUUCAUUACUUAAGUUAAUAUUGGUUUUUCCAACAGCUCUUAUUUAGAACAUAGUCUCUCAAUGACUAAAUCUCAAAUAGUAAUCAUGUACUUAGCCUGAAGCCUUUGUGUAUAUUUAUCUAUCUGCGUGUUAGCAGCAAAAAUGAUUAUUUGACAUGUAACAGCACACAAGCUGAAGAUGAUUAGAAUUAUGAGCCUGUGGCCCUGUGCUAUACAGCUCAUCUGAGUUGCUGCCUGAAAAUGAGGAUGGAAUCGCUACUCUUUUUUCUAUCUUGAGAAGAUAUUUCGAUGUAAUGUUCUUACUGUGUACUUGCAAAUGUUUUGAGCUUAUUUUGAUCUUUUUCCUAGGUAUAAUGAUGGUAACUUAAGUUACCUAUGGGUUAGGUUUGGAAGUAUUUUUUUUAUGAUAACGAUUUGUACUUCCUGAUGACU